GAUUAGGUCACAUGAUAUAUGUUUUGAUGUAAUAUGGCGCCUUUAACUAUCACAGCGCAAUAAAAUUUCUAGAAGGAUGUUACCUUUAUUUUAAAUGUAGAACUUGAAACUCAACACAGAAUGCCAGUAGAUAUAAAUCGAUUAACGGAAGGUUGGCUAGAAUUGGAAAGUGACCCAGGUCUAUUUACGUUGCUACUGGAGGAUUUUGGAGUAAAAGGCGUACAAGUAGAAGAAAUAUACGAUUUGCAAAAAUCAUUGGAGGGUCCAGUGUAUGGUUUUAUAUUCCUGUUCCGUUGGAUAGAGGAAAGGAGAUCUAGACGUAAAGUUGUCGAACAAGAUGAAAGUUUUGUGAAAGAUGAGGAAAUUGUUAACAAUAUAUUUUUUGCACAACAGGUUGUGCCCAACAGUUGCGCAACACAUGCGCUGCUCUCUGUAUUACUUAAUUGUCCAAAUAUUCAUCUGGGAACAACUUUAUCCAGAUUGAAAAUGCAUACAUCUGGUAUGUGUCCAGAAAAUAAAGGAUGGGCAAUUGGUAAUACACCUGAACUGGCUUGCGCUCAUAAUUCUCAUGCAAUGCCUCAAGCCAAAAGACGACAAGAUAAAAAUACUGGAGUUUCAACUGGUAGGUUUACUGGAGAAGCCUUUCAUUUUGUUAGUUAUGUACCAAUUAAUGGCAGACUAUUUGAAUUGGAUGGUUUGAAACCAUACCCUAUGGAUCAUGGUCCGUGGAAAGAACACGAAGAGUGGACUGAACAAUUUAGAAGAGUAAUAACAGAUCGUUUAGGGAUGGCAACAGGAGAGCAAUUGCAAGAUAUAAGAUUUAAUUUAAUGGCUGUUGUUCCUGAUCGAAGACUUGCUAUAUCACAUAAAUUAACUAUGUUAAAAACUAAUAGACAAAUAGUGUUAGAGGCAUUGCAACAACUUGUUAAACUAAGUCAUCAAGAUGGAACAGAGAAAAAUUCAAAUGAUUCGGAGAAAUCAGAUAAGUCCUCUGAAAAGAAAACCAAAACUGAGGAGGAAAAUGUCUUGUCUAGCAAAUCAGAAAUUGAUGAAUCUUCAUCAGUACCAGCUAUUACAGUUGAAAGAAACAGUGAUUCUACCACAGAUACCGAGGAACCAGCUUCGAGUAUAACUUCUGGAAAGACGGAAUCAAAUGGUAUGGAGAAAGUAGUAAUGUGUGCACUAGAUUAUGCUACUCCUCUUAGAAUUCAAACUUCACCAGCACAUAGCUCGUCUAGUACUGACACAUCUUCCGAAAUUGGAUCUGCAUUUAAUUCUCCAACACAAGCAUGGGGAUGGAAUUCUGGGCAAAGCAGUCCAACAUCGACGAAAGAUUUCAAAAAGUUCGUCGUAAUUAGAGUGUCCGGGGAUGAAAAGAACGAAGCUGGUUUAAUAGGUCGUUCUCUUGGGAACAUUAAUAUAAAUGGGAAAAGAUUAGUGUCCGACAGCGGACACUUACAUAAGAAAGUUUGUUUGUCGGGAGAAGUUAGAAUACCUCACGCCAGAGUAAAGACUAGUAACGGGGACACCGUUACCGAAGAGAAGAAAGUCGAAAAAAUCGAUCCAAAAUUAUGUUCGAAAUAUCCGGAAUUAUUCGAACCUCAUACGUUUGCACCCAAAGAUCUUCUAGCAUUGUUGAAGAAUUUAGAACACGAAAUUAGUAUCUGCGAGACUAGCUUGAAAGAUGAAAACGACAAAAGAAACAAGUACAAGAUUGACGAUUGUCGUAGAACGCAUAACUACGACGAGUUUAUCUGUACUUUCCUUUCGAUGCUUGCUCAACAAGGCAAAUUAGCGGAAUUGGUCCAACAACACUUGACCUUAAAGAAACACACUUCCGUGUCAGUGAACAGAGUUCAUAGAUCGUCAAAGAAGACUGACACUCGUCCAAACUCAUCGCGCAGACGUCGCGGUAGAACCAAGUGUAAAAAACGAAAAUAAUCUUCAUAAUUGAAUUGAAAUGAUAAUAAUGAAGCUGUUGCCGGAUCUAUUGAAAUGCUAAUUAAAAAGUUUUGGAAUCGUCGGGGGCGCCCAAUUUCAGGACGACAACAAGCGUGUAAUGUAAUUAUACGAUUGUUGAAACAAAAUGCAGCGUGGGUUGUAUCACUCUUUACAACAUUUAUCUACGCAGAAUCGACAGCGCCGAACUAUUCGUACUUUGUGGUACUUCUUUUACUUUCUUACGUAAAUGUCUUGUAGACAAUCGUAAAUUUGUAGCAGUCAGCAGUGCUGGCUACAAUUUUUAUCCUUUUGUUAUUUAAAAUUUAUCUCUGCAUGAUUUAGAAGUUAUGCUUUACAAUUGUACAAAUUAACUUUAUGAUGUAUUUUUUUCAUAUUAAUGUGUGGUUUUUAUCGUUAUGUUAUAUUCAUAGAUACUAUGAAUCUAUCAUGUACUUUUUUGAGUAUAUUUUGAGUAUAUUUUAUCUCUACAUUUAUUGUUUCAUAUAUGAAAUAUAUGGUUUCAUAGAUACACUGUUCUUUAUUUCGCGCCAUGAAUUAUACUCGUCUUAAAUUGCUGUUUUAGUGAGAGGAUUAGGAACGAUGACGAAGAGAAAAGUCACGAGUAUUGUCAAAAACAUUGAAAAUAUUUAUUUCGGUAUUCAUAUACAAGUACACUACACGCUGUGGAUAUGUCCCUUAGAUCUAAAUACUUAUAUCUCCGUACAGCCGGAGAAAGAAGGAUCAAAACUCGUCUUGGAAUCAUGUUUAAUCGUGGACAACGGCCGACCGUGUCUCUAAGUCGCUUUACCAUACUGUAUAGGAACUGUAUUCGAAACGUCCUCAAAGAAGCUAUUUCAAGGGUGCAAGUGUACAAGAGGAGAUAACGGUAGUUUAAUAAAAUUGUUAUUAGUUCCUUCUCCGGCCGAUGCUCGUUAACGCCUUCGAUAUUUGCGCCAUAGUUUCAUCGGCACGAGUAGCGUGCUUUUUGGCAAAAGAAGAAAAAAAAAAAAGAUAAGAAAGGUGCAAUUAUGUACAAAUAUAUCGAUUCAUGGUCGCCGUAUUCGAAGGUAACAUUCUCGUGGGCAAGUAAUCGUGAGAUAAAAGAUUAUUUGGAAUUUGCGAGUAAGAACGACCUUGCGACGAUCACCACAUUUGUGAACGCAUGAUUCGCGUGGCAUCCUCUCUGCAAUCACUAACGUGACCGAUCGCGAAUUAACACAUUCGAUAUUUACAAAGUACACGGGUUCCUCUCUUUCUUGAAAUAUUGUUUCGUCUCUUUUUCUUUCUCUCAAUAAACGUGCUUUCCACGUCGAGCUGUUGAAAAAUUUGCAAUUUCACAGAGGGCUGCGGGAUAGAACGUACAGCUUCGUUAUUAUAGGCACUCGUGGUAUGUUACAGUAGAUCAACUGCAGAACGGUAUACAUCGUGUGUGACUAUCGAGCCGUUGGUACUUGUGUGUUCCAAGUUUGCGUAGUAGUGAAUUAAGAAGAAACA
This is a messenger RNA of Frieseomelitta varia, 3435 nucleotides long. RefSeq names its product ubiquitin carboxyl-terminal hydrolase calypso (gene calypso). Gene Ontology annotation, molecular function: cysteine-type deubiquitinase activity. NCBI's taxonomy places the organism in Eukaryota, Metazoa, Arthropoda, Insecta, Hymenoptera, Apidae. Gene Ontology annotation, cellular component: cytoplasm. Bases 121 to 1941 code for a protein of 606 amino acids. The record is from RefSeq and is a predicted model, not a curated record. The transcript has 8 exons. Gene Ontology annotation, biological process: protein deubiquitination; ubiquitin-dependent protein catabolic process.